Messenger RNA from Ogataea philodendri, 1377 nucleotides. RefSeq lists its product as uncharacterized. Bases 1 to 1377 code for a protein of 458 amino acids. Gene Ontology annotation, molecular function: protein serine/threonine phosphatase activity. Lineage: Eukaryota; Fungi; Ascomycota; Pichiomycetes; Pichiales; Pichiaceae. The transcript has a single exon. The record is from RefSeq and is a predicted model, not a curated record.
AUGAACUCUAUUCAAUUUCUGGCGAACACCGUUGAAAAGGCGUUCAAUCCAGCACCUGCAGACGAUCCCAAAUCGUCGCUCGACUUGGACGAUUCGCAGAUCGUCACCAGACAGCUCGAUCGGCCAGAGCCCAGCGCAGAGGAGGACAAGCCUGUGUAUGACGAGGAGGAAGAGAACGACGACCGGUCUGUUCUUGGGGUGCUGGUGAGUAUUCUGUUCUUUUUCCCAAAACACCUGGUGAUCAACCCAACGGUGUGGGUGUUGCUGGUGGUGACGUAUCCGCUGAGAGCAAUAAUAGGGCUCGUACGGCACACAGAUCCCACCGUGCAACAGAAUAUAGACAAACCGGCUGUGGAGGCUCGUGUUACGCAGAGCGAAGUCCCACAACGCCAGAAACCGCGUGAGGACCCGGUACAGACCCAAAUCACAACCAUUGUGGAAGAAGAUAUAGAGUUCGAGCUCGACAAGAGCGAGGACCCAAUCAAGUCGCCAACCGGCCCUUUGACCUCGUCAAGUGACAUGGUCAACCCACAGGCCCUUCCGCAGGCUUCCGGAAGGAAGAAGAACGCAAAAACAAGUGGAACAAGCACCCCACGGAAAAAGAAGUUCAUCUUCCCCAAAUUACUCUUCAACUUCAACAUCAACUAUCCGCCAAACCUGCCUCAAAAGACACUGGUGCUGGACCUUGAUGAAACCCUGAUUCAUUCUCUCUCCAGACACAAUUCCUCGAUACUAAACAAAAAUAAGGGAACAACACUCGAAAUUAGAAUUAAUAACCAACUAGCAACAUUGUACCACAUCUAUAAACGCCCGUACGUGGACGAGUUCCUUUCCAUCGUGCGCAACUGGUUCAAUUUGGUCUGCUUCACUGCAUCGAUCAAAGAAUACGCCGACCCGGUGAUCAAUUACCUCGAACAGGAGGUCAUGCUCAAAGAUAAAGGUGACCCUGCCCAAAAAAAGGACCUGUUCAGUCAACGAUUCUACCGCAACAGCUGUAUCUUCACAGAGGGAAGAGGAUACGUCAAGGAUCUGGGUGUGCUGACCGGCCAGCAAAAAGACCGCGCAUCCACUCCAAGCACCUCUCCGUACCCUCCAGGAGCCAACAACUCCAGUGAAAAUAUCGCUCCAGUGCGAGACCGUUCGGUCAGCAGGACAAGAGGCGCUUCCGGAAUCGACCUCAGUAAAGUCAUCAUCAUCGAUAACUCUCCUAUCAGUUACAGCUUCCAUAAGAAAAACGGAAUCAUGAUCGAAGGUUGGAUCAACGACCCUGAAGACUCUGAAUUAAUGAACCUGCUACCGUUGCUGAACAGUCUGCGAUUUACCAGCGACGUCAGAAAUAUCCUGGGACUGAAAUUAGGACAAGAAGUGUUCGAAUAG